AUGGGUGAUGAGAUCUUACCAGAUGAGGUCAUGGAGAUCAGGGUGCAGAUGACCAAGCGCUACCAAGAGCAACCUGACAAGCGGCGAAUGAAGGAUGAGAUGCGAGCUGCCAGCGGCUUUAUGUUCAUGGGCAGCGCGCGGCUAGUUCAAGGAGUUGCUACGGUCAUAUUCUUUGGGAUUCUAUUUGCCUUAAGCCAGUCAGAUCAGGAUACCGUGACGUUUUUGCUGAUGCCUCCUCAACGGCGAGGCUUUUGA
This is a messenger RNA of Durusdinium trenchii, 255 nucleotides long. The record is from the annotation of a GenBank genome assembly. NCBI's taxonomy places the organism in Eukaryota, Dinophyceae, Suessiales, Symbiodiniaceae.